GAGGGGGUCUCCUCGUGCCCGCUGCCCUGCAACCCCGUGUCGCUCAAGAAGCCGGCGGACAAGGACACCAGACGCCGCUCCGUCCACCACGACGCCCGCGUCUACCACCACCCCGAAGGGUAAGCAGACGCACUCCUGCCACACGGCCACCAAGGGGAGCAAGUGCUACGACGCUGUCGUGGAGGCGAUGA
Messenger RNA from Prorocentrum cordatum, 191 nucleotides. The record is from the annotation of a GenBank genome assembly. NCBI's taxonomy places the organism in Eukaryota, Dinophyceae, Prorocentrales, Prorocentraceae.